ACAAAAAGGUUCCCUUCGUCGAGAAGAAAGAGAGAAAGAGAUUGCGCAGCCCCCAGUCCUCAUCCCCGAUUCCUCUCCCUCUCCCUUUCCCUCGUCUGCCGCCGCCAGCCCCACCGCGGACGGCCCUGUCAGAUCUCGUCCCGAUGAAGUCAAGGACGAGCUCCACCCGGACGAGGUCGAUCCGUCCCCUGCCACACUUCUCCAUCGCGUCACCAUAUUCGGAGGAGCCGCCACUGCUGCUGGCGCAUCUGCUCCUCCCGGAGUUGUCGCCAUCGGCAGGAGGAGUGCCGGACCGCGCGCCAACUCGAGGACCGCCGCUCCGGCGGACCGUUGUUUCUGGCCGCCGUCCGCCUCUGGUGCCCCGUCCAUUCGCCACCAGUCACGCACCAGGUAGGAACUCAAGCUCCCUGCCUCUACAUGUUCCCAGGUACGGCAGAUCUUCAUCCCCUUUUUUUCUAAUCUAUAUAUCAGAUAUGGUGGUGUGUGGCAUUUUUAGCUUGGCAGCUGUAGAUGGGAUCAUUUCAAAAGAUUCUUGGACACCCCUUUUAGUUGUCAUCCCUGGAUUAACCAGUGAUUCUGAUGCUGCUGUUAGUCUCUAACCUUUUUCUGAUGUUGACUUAUACAGUUAUACCUGCGUUGCAUAUUUGAAGAGAUCUAAGGUUCAUGAUUGGACGACAUAUUACUAUAUUUGUAACCAUUCUGAAGAUUUAAUUGGCUAUUGCAGUAUGCAGAACACUUGGUUCAUUCCAUAGCAAGAAAAUGGUGGAAUGUUGUUAUAAAAGGUCGCCUCCCUGCUUGUCACCGCGCCAUGCCGCCUCACCCCGGAUAGUGGCCAUUGCUCCGCCCGCGGCGCCUUCCAGCCAAGAAUGCCAUCUCCACCCGUCCAGGUAACUCAGCCGACUGGCCUUUUCACGAUUUAAAACAAAAUGGUGUGCUGAAGAGAGACACCUUACUUUGGAUAGAGAUUAAAAUGGAAUCUGCUUGGACUAUGCUUUCCCAUACAGGUUUGAUUCGUAUAUACAUCUCAAGUUGGCUAUAUCUGGAUGGGUUGCAGUUUGCUUCUUUCAAAAAGACGAGGUGUUCUGGAAUGAUUUGCUUAUCUGCUUUAUGCAUGAUCAUCCAUUUUAUAGAUUAUAUAGGGUGUUGGUAUCUUUCUGUACACUGGCAUGAUCUCUAAAACAAGUCUCAGGCCAUAGAUAGGAUUGUCAUCAUGUAUGUUAUUUAGUUAUAUAGAAAAACAAAUCACAUAACUGCACAACACAGAACAGUACUGCUUCUGAACUGAUGUUGCCAUUGAUAAGGUUACUAAUGUUAGUUGGUGUCGGCUCUAGGGUGUAUAGUUUACACUCUAUGAAUCAUGUCAAGGUUCUGUAGAAAUCGGUUAUGUGUUUCAACAUUUUACAAUGUUAGUCGUUUAUCUAUUAUGUUCUACUCCCUCCGUUCCUAAAUAUAAGUCCAUUUGGAGAUUUCAAUAUGGACUAUAUACGGAGCAAAAUGGAUGAAUCUACACUCUAAAGUAAGUCUAUAUACAUCCGUAUGUAGUGUGUAUUGAAAUCUCUAAAAAGACCUAUAUUUAGAAACGGAGGGAGGGAUUUGUAUCUGUGGGUUUCUCAAAAUAAUUGUAUGUACUGGGAGAGGAGGUUUCCACGACUAUUGAUCAUUGAUCAGUUAGAACUUCUGCUGAAGAAAGGUGCCCUUUGGUUAACAUUUCUGAUAUAUAUAACAUACGACGUUGGAAUUUCCAUUGAAAUUUUGAAGGAAAGUACAUCAAUAGAAUGGCCUUUCUUCCGGUGGCCACCCCCUCCCGCCUUUCUGUUGCGUAUAUUCAUUUUGGAUAUUGACCAUGGUUGCAUAAAUUUAAGUUGCUUGUGAUCUUCUGUCUAUUUCCUGUUAAUUAUAAAUAAUCAGAACCAUCUCUGGUCAGUACACCAUAGCACAAUACCACACGGAUGCUUGGUAGUGCUUUUCAUAAAUUGGUAGUUUUUGCUUUGGUGGAGAGCUUUUGACGAAUUACUGGGUAUGCAAAUCUUGGUUUGAUCCGUCUACUAAUUUAUACUCUAAUGACAUGGAAGUCGAUGGCGUGAAAUGCCUAGCUGUUGACAUCCCCCCUCAGAGUUUUCUAGAGAGGUGAGCAAUUUAUAAUAACAAAAACAUAAACUAUUUUUGUUGCAGUUCUAGUUUGUUGAAAUGAGAUGGCUCUUGUUCCAUUGGACUCAAACUCUGUUACAAGAUUCCCCUUGCAUAAAUUUUUGAAGGAAGAGUGAAUUUCGUCAUGAACUUGACUGAACCAAACUUCUGAUCAUGUCAUUCCACUCCUUUCAUUAUGCUAUUUGAAGGUUUUGUGUCGAGUCAUUGACAUGUAAUGUUUUAGACAUAAUGGAUGAAAUCAUGUUAAUUCUAGCUCUGGUUCUUAUGUAGUGAUGCAUGCCGCUCACCUUUAUGUUUUCCAUUAUUUUGCAGAGAAUGUGUACAUGCAAAUUUUAUUCAUAGUGAACCUACGUGGUAGUUUUUGUUCUGAAUAUAUGCGUUCUACUCUGCUUGCAUCAGGCCAGUUCAUGCUUCCGAAUUUGUGGUUUUGAUCAGUGGCAAGCAUGUACAUAGCUGCAGCAGAAUUCAUUAGAUUAGACACGGUUACCAGUUUGUGGAUAGGUUGUAAUAUCUUUUAUCUUAUCAAUAUAUUUGAUGUUCGUUCGUGUAGCCUUUGGUUUCUAUAUAUUGAUUCAGUGUUGUACCCAUGCUGACAAUUCACGUACCAUUUCUGGCUAAAAAGGAAGGGAAACAAGCUUGCCAUUAAUUAAUGUAGUAAUUUGACUAGGUAAUGGUUUGUGGAAGGGAUUAAGAUGUGCAGACAACGUGGCUGCUCAGAGUAACUGUCCCAGGGCGGUUGACAACCAGGCAGCAGCGCAGAGAAAUUGUCUCAGGAUAGCAUGUUUGAUAUGACACAAAUUCAGGUGAUGACCAACUAAGGAGAGGUUGAUGAGAUCAAUGACACGAGAGGGGUGGACAGGCAGCUGCAAAGGAUCCGAGGAGCAGCCGGUGAACAAGAGGAGCAAAGACAACAUCUCUUGCGUCACUAUAAACAUCUGCUGCUAGCAGAGCUUCAGCCGGUGAACAGGAGGAGCUUCAGCUCCGUCGUCGUAAACUUCAAAUGUUGGCCGAGCUUCAAACCUCUAGCCUGUCAAGUGUACAAUUGGUCCAAUAGCUCUAGUUGGAUGGCAUUUUUCUUUCUCCCUUAUCCAAGCUAUUUUCGUCCAUCCGAACAUAUGGGGAGGAAAUAGGAGUUGCGGUAAUUGACGUCUGAGCUCAUGCUCAUCUACCCGUUGAAACUAAAUUUAAAAAUAUUUAAAAGAUAAAAACGUGUAUUUUUUGACAUUAAAGAUGGCCAGUUGUGCAAAAAUUUAUGAUGUUUGGACAUUUAAGGACCUGCAAAAAAAAACCAAAUCAGGUCUAAAUAGUGUUCAUUUUCUAAGUUUUUUUCACGGUCAAUUUUUUUUUGUCACGACAUCCUAGAAUGUCCAAACACCACGAAUGUUGCCAACCACAUCACACGCUAGAGCAUCUUUAGAUGCCAAAAAAAAAUCAAUUUUCUUUUUUGCAAUUUUAUUUGAUUUUACUGUUCGCCACACUUGUCGAACCGGAGAUGCUCUUAGAUUUAGUUGGGGUGAGAGGAGAUGAGGCCAAUUUCAACAAGCGGAUGCAGAUUUGAUUUUGGGUUUUUCAGUCGGCUUAGAAUCCAAAUCGGACGGGCGUUUGGAGUUGGCCUUACGGUGUGACCUCAGCCGUCUGAUCUUGACGCUCCUGCUCCCCUCCGCAUCCGACAGCGGACUCACCGCCGUCGUCCGCUGCCUUCCUUCCCGGCGUCCAACGCCUCCACCAGUCCCCUCGCCGAAUCAACGAGCGGUCGCCGCCUCCCGAGUCCGGGCGGGUCGCCGCACCGCGCUGACGACGCCACCACCGGCAGCCACCUACCCACCGUCGCCGCGCCUCCCCGGGGGUUCCUUCUUUCCGGGCCCGCAGCCGCAGCUCGUCGGAUUCGCUCCGCAGUUCAGUUAGCGGGGCUAGCCCUCGCUGCUGCGGCGGCGGCUCCCUAUGGGGAGCUUCGCCGUCAUCUCCCAGCAUCCGCAUCAUUCUUUUCUGAAGAGGAAGAAGGGAUGCACGAGCGAGCCGUUUGGAUUUGGGUGGACGAACAUGACGUUUGUUUGAAGGGAUCUCACCGCUCCCUUGUGCUGUUUGCAGUCCUCUGCACCUACCACAGCUCCACCGGUCGCAGUCUGCAGCAGUCCACGCGUUCUCAUUCAGAGGUCUUUGUUUCCCUUACACACACGUUCACAUUGGCCUGCCGUGUCCAGUCAAGCAUGCCUUGGCGUCCAUGUCUGGUACACAAAUCCUUCAAAGGUCAUCUUCACCCAAGAUCAUCCAACCUCAAACCUUAGCACUCCCUGUUGUUCUUUCACAUCGACAUCAUGCCUUCAGUCUUGCGUAUGCUCUGUAUUUUGCUCAGCCUUCUCUGUUUCAACACCUCAAUACUAGCUGCAGCACAAGCAAACAUGUCUGAGAUCGAUCGCCAUGCCCUCCUUUGCUUCAAGUCAGGCAUCAACUCUGAUCCCCUUGGCAUCCUACACUCAUGGGGCAAUGGCUCGCUUGACUUUUGCAGCUGGAAAGGGGUCGCCUGCGGCACCAAGUUUCCACCCCGGGUGGUCUCUCUUAACCUCACCGCUGCUCGUCUCGGUGGGCAGUUAUCUGGAUGCGUGGGCAACCUGACAUUUCUUUCUCGGAUGAACCUUGCUGAUAAUCAUCUGUCAGGAACCAUCCCCGAAGAGUUGGGUAAGCUUCCAAACCUUCAUACACUGAUUCUUGCAGGCAGCAAUCUGGAAGGUAACAUCCCUGAUUCACUAGGCGCUAGCAGUUUUCUUAGCUAUGUCGACCUUGCAAACAACACACUUACUGGCAAAAUCCCUCUCUCAUUAGCCAGUAGCUCCUCACUCAGCAAACUUAUACUGUCACGUAAUAGCCUCUCAGGAGAGAUCCCUUCUACUUUGUUUGGUAAUUCAUCCAAGCUUACCGUCGUUGAUCUCCAGAUGAAUUUUUUCACUGGUCCCAUCCCACAUUUCCAUAAGGUCACAACACUCAAAUUUCUUCGUCUGACAGACAACUUCCUCUCUGGGAGCAUACCUCCUUCAAUAGGAAAUGUUUCUUCCCUCACUUCUAUAUUGCUCGGCCGAAAUAGGUUAUCGGGAUUAAUUCCAGAGACUUUGAGUCACAUUACAAAACUGCUUGAGCUUGAUCUAAGUUUCAACAGCUUAUCAGGGAGCGUCCCGUUGUCUUUUUACAACAUGACAUCACUUGAAUUCUUUAAUGUGUGCAGCAAUGCCCUUGUUGGACAGAUGCCAUCUCACAUUGGUUUCUCACUACCAAACCUCCAGUUCCUUAUCAUGGGAAGCAACAGGUUGGAGGGCCUGAUCCCUGCUUCACUAUCCAACAUGUUAAAUCUCCAAACACUUGAUCUUUCAAACAACUCGUUACAUGGCUCUGUGCCAUCUCUUGGUUCUUUGGCAAACUUGGGUCGGUUGGAUUUAGGAAUGAACUUUCUAGAAGCACAUAACUGGUCAUUUCUUACAUCUCUAGCAAAUUGCACCCAGCUGACAAAGUUGUCCUUGGAAGGGAAUGUUCUAAAUGGCAGCCUACCUAUAUCAAUUAUUAAUCUUUCCAGGAGACUAGAACAUUUAUCGCUUGGGUCAAACCAAAUUUCGGGCUCCAUACCUGUUGAGAUUAGCAAUCUUGUUAAUCUCACUUUGCUUGGGAUGGAAAGCAAUUUUCUUUCUGGAAGCAUACCUUCUACCAUUGGCAAGCUACGAAACCUAUAUGUCCUAAAUCUGUCAAAGAACAAAUUAUCAGGUCAGAUCCCCCCCUCAAUUGGUGACAUUACUCAACUGGGCAAGCUUUAUCUUGAUGAUAACAACUUGAGUGGAAACAUACCUGGUAGUUUAGGUCAGUGCCCGGGGCUUCUUGAACUAAACUUGUCUCGAAAUAGUCUUGAUGGCUCAGUACCAUCCGAAUUGUUUGCUAGUCCUCCACUCUCCUUGGGUCUGGACUUCUCACACAACAGUCUCACAGGGGAACUACCAUUGGUAGUUGGUACACAUAGCAGUGGUGGUCCAGUAUCCCUUCACAUGGAAGGAAACAAGUUUCAUGGACAGAUUCCAGAAAGAUGGCAUCUACUAGUAUCAACCCAACAUAUUAAUCUUUCUCAUAAUGACUUAUCUGGUGCCGUGCCUGAAUUCUUUGAGCGAUUUGAUAUGCUGAAGCAACUUGAUCUGUCUUACAAUAACUUGGAAGGGUCUGUUCCUACUAGUGGGAUCUUUAAGAAAUAUGCUGCAGUAGUUCUGGGUGGCAACAAGGGACUCUGUUUAAAUUCCUCCAAGUUGAUAAAAAUAAGAAAUUCCUUUAGGCCAGCAUUACCAGUUUGUCCUCGCAUCUCAGCUUCAGUGACUAAAUCAAAACACCAUCUGUCAUUGCUGACGACCUCGCUGCUAAUUGUACUACCAACACUUAGUAUUGGUUCCAUGGUGUUGUUAUGGUUUCUGCUCACUCUUUGGAAGAAAGGGUUGUUUUCGUUUUCACGAUGGGAUCUUGUGUCCAAGGUGUUUCCUAAUAGAAGAGAAGUGCAUACAGCCCCGUGCCAUGAUGAUAAGAAGCUGAAGAGAGUGUCAUACCAGGACAUUCUUAAAGCUACCAACUGGUUUUCUUCGGUCCAUACUAUCAGCACAACCUGUACUGGUUCAGUUUAUGUUGGUAGGUUCAAGUCCGACAGGAGCCUAGUUGCCAUCAAAGUAUUCAACUUGAGUGAACCUGGUGGAUAUGAUAGUUACCUCAUUGAGUGUGAAGUGCUACGAAGCACCCGCCAUAGAAAUAUAAUGCGACCUGUGACCCUAUGCUCAACAUUGGAUUCACAAAACCAUGAGUUCAAAGCACUAAUCUUCGAGUUCAUGGUUAAUGGCAGCCUAGAGAAAUGGUUGCAUUCUGACCAACACAAUGGAAUCACAGAUAAAGGGCUAAGCUUUGGCCAGAGGAUAUGCAUAGCAGCAGAUGUGGCUUCUGCUCUUGAUUAUGCCCACAACGAACUGACACCUCCUCUGAUCCAUUGUGAUUUGAAGCCAAACAAUGUCCUUUUGGAUGAUGACAUGACUGCGCGGCUCAGUGACUUUGGCUCAGCGAAGUUUCUAUCACCAGGUCUGCUAAUUCCUAAAAGCCUGGAUGAUGUUGGAGGGACAAUUGGAUACCUGGCACCUGAGUAUGGAAUGGGUUGCGAGAUCUCUGUAGACGGCGAUGUGUAUAGUUUUGGAGUGCUUCUACUGGAAUUGCUUACUGGAAAACGACCUACUGAUGAUAUGUUUGUCGAUGGACUUAGCCUUUGUAAGUUCUGUGAAUCUAUGUUACCCGACAGAGUUGCAGAGAUUCUUGAUCCUCAUAUGGCGCAUGAGGAGCAUCAAGGGUGCGCAGAAGGAUGGAUUCAGAGAUAUAUUGUCCCCUUGGUUGCCCUUGGGCUGUCAUGUACCGUGGAAUCUCCAAAGGAUAGGCCCGGAAUGAAAGACGUUUGUGCAAAACUUUCUGACAUUAGAGCCUCUUUUCUUUAACUGUCAUGAUGAUUAAUGAAUAUAUCAAUUAUGUUAGAGCAUACUGAUUCAUUGUAUUAAGAAUGUGUUUUUUUACUGGUACAGUGCAUAUUGUACCCAAUCUAUUUGACAAUCUGAAACAAACUGUGGAGACAGAGAUGUGAUUUGCAGUUAGUCAUAGUAGGAUAUUGGAAAUAUCAACCAUUCUUUGUUCCA
Triticum aestivum (bread wheat) is the source of this 7829-nucleotide messenger RNA. RefSeq names its product probable LRR receptor-like serine/threonine-protein kinase At3g47570. Gene Ontology annotation, biological process: protein phosphorylation. NCBI's taxonomy places the organism in Eukaryota, Viridiplantae, Streptophyta, Magnoliopsida, Poales, Poaceae. The record is from RefSeq and is a predicted model, not a curated record. Bases 4464 to 7634 code for a protein of 1056 amino acids. The transcript is spliced from 6 exons. Gene Ontology annotation, molecular function: receptor serine/threonine kinase binding; protein kinase activity; ATP binding.